AGCGUUGCAUCAUGUGACUGGCGAGAGGCAAAAUGGCGGCCACGGGAGAGGAGGCUGCUGCGAUGGACAGCAUCUCCAGAGUUUCCCUGGCCCAUCCCACCGUCCUCAGCCUGGGAGGGAGCUCAGAACCCCGAGGAGAGCCUGGCGAGACUACCUCUGAGGGCCAGGAGGUUGUGCCUGCGGCGCCCAAGAAGCCCAUCAACAGCAGUGACGGUGGGGUGGAGACUGCAGAGGAGGCUGUAGAGCCAGCAGAGCCAGACAUCAAUGAACUCUGUACAGACAUGUUCGAUAAGAUGGCUGUCUUCCUACAAGGAGAACUCACUGGCACCUGUGAGGACUAUCAUCUACUGGAGAACAUGAACAAGCUGACCAGUCUGAAGUACAUGGAGAUGAAAGACAUCAGCAUCAACAUCACCAGGAACCUGCAGGACCUCAACCACAAGUACGCCAGCCUGCAGCCCUACUUAGACCAGAUAAAUCAAAUAGAGGAACAAGUGUCAUCUCUGGAGCAGGCCGCUUACAAACUGGACACCUACUCCAAGAAGCUGGAGGCCAAGUUCAAGAAACUGGAGAAGCGAUGAGGAGGGUUAUGGAAGGAUAAUAGGAGGAAGGGGGGUUGAUGGAGGCCUGAGGUGUACUGGUCCUCCUUCACCCCAGCUGUAGACCAAACCUAACACAUAUGAUCUGAGGAAGCAGACCCACACCUCUACAACAUCAGCCUGAUAUAGAGAGGUAUAGGGCAGCCUGGGGUUGGUUGGAGGGAUAUCCCAGAUGUUACACCUAGGAUUAUCAUUUUGGUUGGAUCGUUAAAGUUGCAUCUUAAUACCAGGUGUAGAUGGGGCUUUGGGUAGUUUGUGUCCAUAUUCUUGUUGGUAACAAUCCAGGUCACUCUGUUAGUCCUGUCAAAAUUGCAAUUUGCUUCCUGGAUUUACUGAGGUUAUCCCAAAUUGUCCCCUGCCCUGGUGCACACUACUGUAUAAUCACCACCCUCCUUCUAACCUAGGACUUUAGCUUCUUUAAACGUUUUCCUGUGCUCCUGGCAUCAUGAACUGAAUUAACAUUACACAAUUAUUUUUGAUACUUUGUUGAUUGUGUGACUACUACUGUCCCUUAAAAUCAUUGCCAUACAUGUGUGAUUGUAGCAUGUGUAAAAUGUAUCAUCUAAAAACAUUAAUUUUGAACUGAAAAUACAUUUGUUAAAGAAACUGAUGUCGUCAUUUGACCAGCAGAUGGCAGCGGUACUCCAUGUUCGUACUGCAAUUCUGUGUGUGUGUUUGUAAGAUUCUGUGGUAACUUUUAUUAAUCUGAGACAGUGUGGUGGAGACUCUCCCAGAGAACAUUAUUGAUUCACAUUACAUUUCCACAGAAACCUCCCCUGGAACCCAAUCAACCACACAUACGUUUUGUUAUUUUAUCCUCGUGGGGACCUAAAAUGUAUUUCCAUUUUCCCUAACCUUAACCCGGAACCUUAAACUUAACUCCUAAUUCUAACCCACAUGGAUAAAGUGCACUAGUCCAUUGCCAUGCAUAGCUAUCUACCAGUUUAGGUGUUCCUGCCCUUAAUUGUUUGUUACAGAGUUGGUUGCGCAGGUUUAAGCCAGGUGUGGUGAGUUAGAUAAUUAGCGUGUAGUUCGCCCAUGCUUUGACUCCCUGAGUAGUUCUAAUCAUGUUCUAAUAGAUCACAGGUGUCACUCAUUCCACGGAGGGCCGGCCGAGUGGCUGCAGGUUUUCACUCCUCCCUUGUACUUGAUUGAUGAAUUAAGGUCACAAAUUAGUAAGGAACUCCCCACACCUGGUUGUCUAGGGCUUAAUUGAAAGGAAAAACAAAAAACCUGCAGAGCUGCCCUCCAUGGAAUUAGUUUUACACUCCUGUAUUCAAUGUAGCGCUGUCUUUUAAACUAAGUGUACAUGACUAAAUAUGGUCAUUUAAACUAAUGAAUGCGAUUAACUUCAAUUAUAGUUUCCAUUGUGUUACCUGGUCUAAUUAACAAAGUCAAGUUAUUGUAAUUAAAUGCUCAUUCUCAUUGUUUAUUAAGUGUGGGUGGAGUUGAGGCAUAAAGUGAUAAAUGCUGUCCUUUUCGCUCAGCUCAAGGUUGAACACCAUUUUACAUUGUGCUCCAUAGCAGUUUGUUGCAUCCUGUUUUGUACAGGCAGUUGAUUUAGGCUGUUCUGGUAGACUCUCUUUAGUUCCAGUAAGGGGAGAGUUGGGCUCUGUUUAGAGCUGGAAAAAGGGGUAAUCCCUAGAUAUGUUUAGCAUUUAGGCCUAGUAUUAGCUGCAGUAGGAACCCUAUUGAGGGGCUGAGCUUUAGACUUGCCGUCAUACGUCAUUUUUGUGAGUUUUCGUAUCUUUAAUGUUGCUGCUAUGGACAACUGUUUGAGGCAAGCCAUGUAUCCUGAAAUCCUGCGUCUGUAAUAUAUUAAAGUAUUGCUUUGUAUACUCCUCA
Coregonus clupeaformis (lake whitefish) is the source of this 2444-nucleotide messenger RNA. RefSeq names its product biogenesis of lysosome-related organelles complex-1 subunit 2. Gene Ontology annotation, molecular function: gamma-tubulin binding. Bases 33 to 581 code for a protein of 182 amino acids. Gene Ontology annotation, cellular component: BORC complex; gamma-tubulin complex; BLOC-1 complex. Gene Ontology annotation, biological process: lysosome localization; endosomal transport. The transcript has 5 exons. The record is from RefSeq and is a predicted model, not a curated record. Lineage: Eukaryota; Metazoa; Chordata; Actinopteri; Salmoniformes; Salmonidae.